AUGGAGACCACCGAGCACCUCCUAAUCACCUGCCCGUGGUCACAACAGCUCUGGGCGUGGGUCGCUGCUCGUUUCCGCUUGUCGGGAUUGCUACCUGCCUCCUGGCCACCAUGGGCGUCCCUUCAUGAGUGGCUCUUCAACCUCUCGGUUGGCACGGCUCAGAUCAAGCGCAACAAGUCAAUGGCGUUGAUGGUAUUAGGGUUCAUCUGGAAGGAACGAAAUGCUCGCAUCUUCAGGAGCAGUGAGCGGUGGGAUCUUGCAGCUGUUGAUUCACUCCCGAGCUACAUGAUAUCAUGUUACAAGGCUCUUUACACUAUCACAAGUGAUAUCGCCGAUAUAGUCAGAAAAGAGCAUGGAUUGAGCCCUAUCAAUCAUCUCAAGAAAGCAUGGGCAACUUUGUUUGAUGGAUUCAUGAUCGAGGGCAAAUGGUUAUCUACUAAUCAGAUCCCUACAUCCGAGGACUAUCUAAGAAAUGGGAUUGUCACUUCAGGAGCUCCACUUGUAUUCAUGCAUCUUUUAUUCAUGUUGGGGCAUGAAUUACCAGAGGGCAACAAUGACGACAUCCAUCGGAUCAUCUCCUGCCCUGCAAAGAUAAUGAGGCUCUUGGACGACAUGGGCAGUGCAAUGGAUGAAUCCCAAAAUGGGCUAGAUGGAUCAUACAAAGAGUUGUACCAAAGAGAAAAUCCUCGUGGUGAUGCAGAGAAACACAUGUUGGAGAUGAUCGGGAGUGAAUGGGAGGGUCUGAACAGGGAAUGCUUCUGUCCGACAAAGUCAACACUAUCGCAUAGCUUCAUGACAGCAUCACUAAACUUUGCGAGGAUGGUCCGCGUCAUGUAUGGCUACGACGAUGAGCAGAAGCUCCCCGUCCUUGAGGAUUAUACAAGGAUGUUGCUCUUCUAA
Molecule: messenger RNA, 900 nt
Organism: Triticum dicoccoides
Lineage: Eukaryota; Viridiplantae; Streptophyta; Magnoliopsida; Poales; Poaceae
Product: S-(+)-linalool synthase, chloroplastic-like
Exons: 4
Coding region: 1-900 (299 amino acids)
Biological process (GO): terpenoid biosynthetic process
Molecular function (GO): terpene synthase activity; magnesium ion binding
Source: RefSeq, a predicted model, not a curated record